Phalaenopsis equestris is the source of this 4728-nucleotide messenger RNA. Its product is annotated as ABC transporter G family member 39-like. Gene Ontology annotation, cellular component: membrane. Bases 210 to 4532 code for a protein of 1440 amino acids. The record is from RefSeq and is a predicted model, not a curated record. Lineage: Eukaryota; Viridiplantae; Streptophyta; Magnoliopsida; Asparagales; Orchidaceae. The transcript has 24 exons. Gene Ontology annotation, molecular function: ATP binding; ABC-type transporter activity; ATP hydrolysis activity.
AGACGAAGUUCCCCGCGGUAAGACUGACACAACUAAUCGGAUCCGCGACUUCUACGCGUAUAAAAUAAUAUUUCUCCGCAUCUCUGCAGCCGGAAACACUAUUUCCUUUACCCGACUUCAUCUCUCAGGAUUUCUUGGAGGAAGUCUUAGCAGAUGUUGUGAUCCGUGUAAGAUCUCAGAGCUUGGAUCUUUUGAGCAAGUAAAGCAAGAUGGAGAGCAGUCUGAGGAUGGCAAGCAUAAGAGGGAGCAUGAGGAGUGUGAGCCGAAACGCUUCAACAUGGCGAUCGACGAGCUCUGUCUUCGGCAGAUCCAUACGGGAGGAGGACGACGAGGAGGCUCUGAAAUGGGCGGCGCUCGAGAAGCUCCCCACCUACGACAGGAUGAGGAAAGGCAUUAUUACUGGAGCUGCCGGCACCCAGGAGGUGAAUGUUCAAGAUCUUGGAAUCCAGGAGAGGAAGAACUUACUCGAGAAGCUGGUUAGGACAGCAGAGGAAGACAAUGAAAAGUUUCUUCUCAAGCUUAGGGAUCGGAUGGAACGAGUUGGAAUUGAUAACCCAACGAUUGAGGUUCGGUUCAACAAUCUUAACAUAGAUGCGGAGGCGUAUGUUGGGAACAGAGGAAUUCCUACUUUCCUCAACUUUUUUGUGAACAAGAUCUCGGGAGUACUGAGCGCUCUGCAUAUUGUACCGAGUGGGAAGAGGCCAAUUUCUAUCCUCAGUAAUAUAAGUGGGGUUGUCAAGCCUUGCAGAAUGGCUUUGCUUCUAGGUCCUCCAGGAUCUGGGAAGACUACCCUUCUAUUGGCUUUGUCUGGAAAGCUUGAUUCAACACUAAAGGUUUCAGGUGAGGUAACCUACAAUGGUCACCGCAUGGAUGAAUUUGUCCCUCAAAGGAGUUCCGCUUACAUUAGUCAAAAUGACAUUCACAUUGGAGAAAUGACUGUGCGAGAAACAUUGGCAUUUUCAGCAAGAUGCCAAGGAGUCGGAACUCGUUAUGAUAUGCUUACUGAACUAUCAAAAAGGGAGAAGGAAGCAAACAUCAAACCAGAUGCAGAAAUUGAUGUCUACAUGAAGGCCAUAUCGGUGGAAGGACAGGAGAAUGUUAUCACAGAUUACAUUCUUAAGAUUUUAGGACUGGAAGUUUGUGCUGAUACCAUGGUUGGAGAUGCGAUGAUAAGAGGUAUUUCUGGUGGGCAGAAGAAGCGUGUGACUACUGGUGAAAUGCUUGUUGGGCCAGCAAAGGCGCUUUUCAUGGAUGAAAUUUCGACAGGUCUUGAUAGUUCCACCACAUACCAGAUAGUCAAUUCUCUCAGGCAAUCUGUUCACAUCCUUGGCGGGACAGCUGUUAUCGCAUUGCUCCAACCUGCACCUGAAACAUAUGAACUUUUUGAUGAUAUCAUACUUCUCUCUGAAGGCCAGAUAGUAUACCAGGGCCCAAGAGAACAUAUUUUGGAGUUCUUUGAAUUAAUGGGUUUUAGGUGUCCUGAAAGAAAAGGAGUUGCAGACUUCCUGCAAGAGGUAACUUCAAGAAAGGACCAACAUCAGUACUGGUCACACAAAGACGAACCAUACUCUUAUAUUUCUGUCAAUGAAUUUGCUGAAGCCUUUCAGGCCUUCCAUGUUGGCCUCAAGCUAAGAGCAGAACUCAGUACUCCUUUUGAUAGGAGUAGGAACCACCCCGCAGCGCUGACAACUUCUAAGUAUGGCAUUAGCAAAAUGGACCUUCUCAAAGUGUGUACCUCUAGGGAAUGGUUGCUGAUGAAGAGAAACUCUUUUGUCUACAUCUUCAAAGUAGUCCAGCUUAUCAUUCUUGGUUUGAUUGCAAUGACGGUCUUUCUGCGUACAAAGAUGCAUCAUGAGGGGAUAGAGGAUGGAGUCAUCUACUUGGGAGCAAUGUUUCUUGGCCUUGUCACUCAUUUGUUUAAUGGAUUUGCUGAACUUGCAAUGAGCAUUGCAAAGCUUCCUAUAUUCUACAAGCAAAGAGACCUGCUCUUCUAUCCAUCAUGGGCCUAUGCACUGCCUACAUGGAUCCUUAAAAUACCAAUCUCAUUUGUGGAGUGUGCUGUCUGGAUUUGCUUGACUUACUAUGUCAUUGGUUUUGAUCCAAACAUCAAUAGGUUCUUCAAGCAUUAUCUACUGCUUGUUCUAAUCAGUCAGAUGGCAUCAGGACUUUUUCGACUUCUUGCAGCUCUUGGGAGGGAAAUGGUUGUGGCUGAUACUUUUGGAUCUUUUGCACAGAUUGUGCUUUUGAUCCUUGGGGGAUUCCUUAUUUCACGAGAAAACAUUAAGAAAUGGUGGAUAUGGGGUUACUGGUCAUCUCCUUUGAUGUAUGCACAGAAUGCAAUUGCUGUGAAUGAAUUUCUUGGGCACAGUUGGAAUAAGCAUGUCCCAAGAUUUAAUAAUACCCUUGGAGUUGAGAUCUUGAGGUUUCGUGGGAUCUUUGUUGAUGCUAACUGGUACUGGAUAGGGGUAGGAGCGCUUCUUGGAUACGUCUUCCUGUUUAAUGCUCUCUUUGUUUUAUUUCUCGACUGGCUUGACCCUCUUGGCAAAGGUCAGACAACCAUUUCUGAGGAGACAUUGCGAGAGAAGCAUGCUAAUAGAACAGGGGAAUCCAUCGAACUACCUUCAAAAGCUCAAUUAUUGCCAUCAGGGGCUGAUUCUUCUAAGCUUACAGGUGAAGAGAGGAUUCCAAAAGAAAACGAAAACCAUGGAGUAAUGCUCCCUUUUGCUCCACUUUCAAUCACUUUUGACAACGUUAGAUACUCCGUGGACAUGCCUCAGGAAAUGAAAGAUAAAGGAAUUGUUGAGGACCGUUUGGUCCUACUGAAAGGUGUUAGCGGAGCAUUCAGACCAGGAGUUCUCACAGCUUUGAUGGGUGUAAGCGGAGCAGGCAAGACAACUCUAAUGGAUGUUCUAGCAGGAAGAAAAACUGGUGGUUACAUAGAUGGAGAUAUCCGUAUAUCUGGAUACCCCAAGAAGCAAGAGACAUUUGCUCGGAUUUCUGGAUAUUGUGAACAGAAUGACAUCCACUCUCCUCAUGUUACUGUUUAUGAAUCUCUCCUUUAUUCGGCCUGGCUACGUCUAUCGUCUGAAGUUGAUACUGACGCAAGAAAGUUGUUCAUUGAGGAGGUCAUGGAACUUGUGGAGCUAAAGACGCUGAGAGGGGCACUAGUAGGUUUACCUGGAGUGAAUGGCUUAUCAACCGAGCAGCGAAAGAGGCUGACGAUUGCAGUAGAGCUUGUAGCCAAUCCUUCAAUAAUAUUUAUGGAUGAACCAACCUCUGGGCUAGAUGCUCGAGCAGCAGCCAUUGUGAUGAGGACUGUAAGGAACACUGUGGACACUGGUAGAACUGUGGUGUGUACAAUACAUCAGCCAAGCAUUGAUAUUUUUGAAGCUUUUGAUGAGCUUUUCCUGAUGAAACGGGGCGGAGAAGAGAUCUAUGUUGGUCCAUUAGGCAGCAAUUCAUGCCAUUUAAUAAAGUACUUUGAGGAUUUUGGAGUCAGGAAAAUUAAAGAUGGCUACAACCCAGCAACAUGGAUGCUGGAGGUCACUACCCAGGCACAAGAGGAAAUUUACGGUAUUAAUUUUGCUGAAAGCUACAAGAACUCUGACCUGUACAGAAGAAAUAAGGCUUUGAUCAGUGAACUAAGCGUCCCUCCCCCUGGCUCCAAGGACCUCUUCUUUCCAACCGCAUACUCGCAACCCUUCUUUACUCAGUGCAAGGCUUGCCUAUGGAAGCAGCACAAGUCAUAUUGGCGCAAUCCAUCUUACACUGCUACAAGAAUCUUCUUCACCUCAGUCAUUGCUCUAAUAUUUGGAACUAUUUUCUGGAAACUUGGAAAAAAUGUGAAAAAACAACAAGAUCUGUUCAACUCUUUGGGCUCAAUGUAUGCAGCUGUGCUAUUCAUUGGAAUACAAAAUGGGCAAACUGUACAGCCAAUUGUGGAUGUCGAACGAACGGUUUUCUACAGAGAGAAGGCAGCAGGUAUGUAUUCUGCUUUGCCUUAUGCAUUCGCACAGGUCCUUAUUGAGAUCCCGCACAUUUUCCUUCAGACUGUAAUUUAUGGCCUGAUUGUUUAUAGCUGCAUCUCUUUUGACUGGACAGCAGCAAAGUUUUUUUGGUAUUUGUUUUUCAUGUUCACCACUUUCCUGUACUUUACGUUCUACGGCAUGAUGGCGGUGGCCAUGACACCAAACAGUGACAUUGCUGCAAUAGUCUCCACCGCAUUUUAUGCAAUAUGGAACAUCUUUGCAGGCUAUCUAAUCCCCCGACCUAGGAUUCCUGUGUGGUGGAGAUGGUACUGCUGGGCAUGCCCUGUUGCUUGGACCUUGUAUGGAUUGGUUGCCUCACAGUUCGGAGACUAUGAAACCCCAAUGGAUGACACUAAUGAUACUGUGAGGGGAUUUAUUAAGGAAUACUUUGGGUUCAGGCAUGACUUCUUGGGAGCAAUAUCUGCUGCCAUGGUUGGCUUUACGGUGCUCUUCGCCUUCGUCUUUGCAUUCUCAAUUAAAGUAUUCAAUUUCCAACGACGAUAAGAAGUAUGAUACUCUUCAUUCUCUACUGGAAAAUUUGUUUAUUAACUUCGGAAUUCGGGAUGCAGAUGAUUUAUGUAUAGAUAACCCUUGUAGAACCUUUCCCUCUUUUCAGUUUUACUUUUGUCUGGGAGUGAUUGUUCCAGCUUUUUGUCAAGUAGUUAAAGAGAAUAUAUUCUUAUAAUCAGCUUAAUGUGAA